Fulvia fulva is the source of this 540-nucleotide messenger RNA. Its product is annotated as 60S ribosomal protein L32. Gene Ontology annotation, molecular function: structural constituent of ribosome. The transcript has 3 exons. Gene Ontology annotation, biological process: translation. Gene Ontology annotation, cellular component: ribosome; cytosolic large ribosomal subunit. The record is from RefSeq and is a predicted model, not a curated record. The annotation marks the transcript as partial. Lineage: Eukaryota; Fungi; Ascomycota; Dothideomycetes; Mycosphaerellales; Mycosphaerellaceae.
GAAAAUGAAGGAAGUUGCGAUGGGUUGAACUUCAGCUUCGACGACAGAAUUCUGGACACUACUAACACCACACAGCAGUCACGGUACGAACGCAUCCUCGGCUCCGAACACUCUGGACGACGUAUACUGAUUUCCAUUGUGAAGAUGGUCGCCGCAAAGCCACAUGUCCCGAUCGUGAAGAAGCGCACUGCGCGCUUCAACCGCCACCAGUCCGAUCGCUUCAUGCGAGUCGACCCAUCAUGGAGAAAGCCAAAGGGUAUCGACAACCGUGUCCGCAGACGCUUCAGCGGUCAGGCUGCUAUGCCAAAGAUCGGCUACGGUAGCAACAGGAAGACCCGCCACAUGAUGCCAUCCGGCCACAAGGCCUUCCUCGUGAACAACACCCGCGACCUCGAGCUCCUCCUCAUGCACAACCGAACCUACGCCGCAGAGAUCGCACACGCCGUGUCCUCGCGCAAGCGGAUAGAAAUCGUCGCACGUGCCAAGCAGCUUGGUGUCAAGGUCACCAACGGCAAGGCCAAGAUCACCACCGAGUCGUAG